AUUACAGAUUAGUGGGAUGGGCUAAGUUUUAUAGGGCGUGGUCUAGCAGUUCCUUUCAAGAUGGCGACCGGUGCUAAGAAGAAGAGCAAAUCUUUAUCAACAAUUCUAGAGGAACUGGACAGACCGAUAUACGAGUGUAAGUGGAGCGAGGUACAGAACGGACUAAAGAAGAUAUCAAAGAAGAAACCAGUCCCUCCCGCUGUUUUAUCAUUUCUCAAAGCCAUCGAAAAAUUAGAGAACAUUGUGACUACAGGAACUAGAGAUGUCCAUUCCCAAACACUGGGAGAGGUAGAGAAGCUGUUGAAAGAGUCACUGGACGCCUCCUCCUCCAGUGAAGACAGCAACCUCGUGCAAACCCUGAUAAAAAUAAAACAAGGACAAGUGGCUUGGAUGAGAGAUGAAAGGAGACUCUCUCUAUCCUUAUUUCCCCAGAUCAACUCAGCUAGGGUUGACAAUGCUCCACUCCACACAAGCAAGGUCUUUAUGGAGUGUAGCCUCUACACUGGUUUAUGUAUUGAGACAUUACACAGUAACGAUAAGGAGAAGUACGGUCAAGCUAUUGUUGCUUAUGAGGAGUGCCUGCGAUUAGCACUCGAAAUAACGCAACUAUCAAAAACCUCAAACCUUAAUCUCCAUCCUGCCGUAUUCAGUGCCAUACGCACUGUGCUACAGAGAGGUCCUUUGCUAUGCAUGAAGACUGAGAACCCUUUGAGAGCUGUUGGGUUCUUUAGACGCGUACUCAUGAUCAAAGAAGAGUUUAUACAGACACAAGUCAGACACAUUUGCGUAACGAGUAUCACAGUCUGCCUACUCUUCCUCGUCUCUGCUCGGUCCUACUCUCCCAUUACUUUCUCUUUGAAUGUAUUCUCACCCCAACAGCUCGAGGAAGAGACACUCCUUGUCGCUAAUAUAGCCAAGUCUUUCCUUGGAUCAUUAGAGGAUACAAAGAUAGAAGAUGCUUCGGCCAUCUUUGACAUAUUAACCUUAGCAUUUGUCGAUGCACGACUCCCUGGUCUCCUCGUUCAGACGUUAGAGGAGAGUAUGGUGUUUACUUCAGCUGGAAAUCAUCUCUGGCUUCAGUUUGCCCUCUCCUUAGUUAAUAAUAAACUAUAUCAACAAGCAGAGGCCGUCUUUUAUGAAUGUGUCCGGCUAUCACCCACAGAUCCACAUGUCAUCCUCACAGCUUCAAAAUUUGUAUUAGAAACAUGUAAAAAGCCUGAGCUGAGCAUCCAGUGGCUGCAGAGAAGACUCAGGUCAUUUGCAGGCCAUUACCUUGAGCCAGCAUUGUAUUACACACUGGGUGAGGCCCAAGCUACUGUUUCCGAUAACGAGAUUACUUUUCUUAAGAGACAGCAGUUACGUAAGGAGUCUCUGGUCUCGUUUGAGAAAGCUGCCAGUCUUGAUCCUGCUAAUGUCCAAUAUGUUUUCCGUUAUUCGGUACAACUAGCAGUUUCUCGUGAUGUUCCAACUGCCAUGGAGCGUGUUAAUUAUGCCCUCACUCUAUCACACGAUCACCCAGGCUGCCUUCACUUGCUCCUCCUCCUCCUCACUGCUAAAAAGCAAUACAGCGAAGCAUUAAAGAUAUGCGAGCUAGCACUAGCCCAGGACCCUAACAACAUUAGCUUACUCAAGACUAAAGUAUUUUUACAGACAAUCGUUCAUGGCCCCCAAACUGCUCUUCAGUCUUGCAAGAAGUUGCUAAAAAUAUGCCAGAGCCUUUAUAGCGAGAGUGAGCUUUUGGGUGAAGGUGGAGUAGCUGAUCAAGCCUCUCUGUCAGAUUUCCAGCUAAAGAACGUUGAGCGAGAAGAAGUCAACUUUACUAUGAGUCCAGAGAUUGCAUCUGAUGCUGGCUCAUCUCAUUUUAGUAUAUCUACAUCGCCAGCUUCAUUGAAUCCAGUAGCACUAGUUGCCUGUCAAGCUUGGUGUACUAUUGCUGAGGUUUUCCUUAGGAGCGAGCGAUAUUCUGAUGCCUCUCGCUGUGUUCAUGAAGCUCAAUCAUUAGCUCCAUAUAUCCCUAUUGUUUCCAUCACUAAUGGUAAUGUCUUGGAAGCACAGAAGCAACACCAAUUAGCAUUAGAUCAGUACAACAAUGCAUUGGUCCUCAAACCAUACGACACGACAGCCUUAACUUGUAUAGGGAGACUGUUGCAUCUGACAGGGAAACAAGGUCUAGCUGAAAAGAGUCUCCGUGACUCUCUAGCAGUCGACAGACAGAACCACGAGACUUGGUACUGGCUUGGGAAAGUCCUCUCAUCUCAAGGAGAGCAUGAAACAGCUGUCGAUUGCUAUAAGAAAUCGUUGCAGUGCGAGGCCUUGGCCCCACUGAGGAGAUAUGAGUCUGUACUUCAGAGUGACUCUAUGUUGUAACCAUUAUUAUACUUUAUAUGCUAUUCUGAUGAUUAUUAUAUAUAUAAUUACACAUGAUGCCAUACGUCAUGCACAUGAUCAAUAUUGAGAAAUAUUUAUUUUGUUUUAGUUGAUAUUCUUUUUUCGCAAAUCACACGUAUAAACUGAAAA
This is a messenger RNA of Amphimedon queenslandica, 2517 nucleotides long. Its product is annotated as tetratricopeptide repeat protein 7B-like. Bases 61 to 2367 code for a protein of 768 amino acids. NCBI's taxonomy places the organism in Eukaryota, Metazoa, Porifera, Demospongiae, Haplosclerida, Niphatidae. The transcript has 2 exons. The record is from RefSeq and is a predicted model, not a curated record. Gene Ontology annotation, molecular function: protein binding.